AUGGGAGAAGAAUAUGAAGCAUUAGGUCCAGCUGGAGCCGUACCACCAGCACCACCAACAGUUCAAUUUCCCGUACCUCAACCUCCUUCACCAUUUCCACCUAGUCCUGGACAACCUGAAGUAUUUCAAUUUCCUUCUCAAUCUUCACCAUCAACAUUAGCACCUGGUGAACAGAAAAAACAAUUUAAAAAGGAUGGCAUUGGCGAUAGUGCAAGAAAGGAAAAAAAAGAAGAUGAAGAAAUAGAACAAAGUGCUACCAUCAGUAAUGUUCGUUGUUUGGUGGCAAGUCUUAUCUUAAUUAUAAUGGUAUUUAUUGGUAUUACAUUGGUUAUUUUUUUAAUUGUAUUAUUGUAUACAAAUUGUUUUGGUUCACCAACAUGUUCCUGGCUUAAAGUUUUUAAAUUUUUCUAG
Messenger RNA from Brugia malayi, 411 nucleotides. RefSeq lists its product as uncharacterized. The record is from RefSeq and is a predicted model, not a curated record. NCBI's taxonomy places the organism in Eukaryota, Metazoa, Nematoda, Chromadorea, Rhabditida, Onchocercidae. Bases 1 to 411 code for a protein of 136 amino acids. The transcript has 4 exons.